AUGAGGAGGAUUACUAGUCCUGAAGAACGCAGAAAGGACUAUAACGACGCAACAAAUAAUUAUGAUCUUUCAAGGAAUUUAACGAUAACGUUGCUAAUAGUUACUAUUAAGGGAACAUUAAAUGAAUAUACCCCAGUUUCAAGAUUGAGAGGAUAUAUAACUAAUUUCGAGGAAGCCAUGAAGCUAACGUGGAGAAGUUUCGAAAGUAUAAAAGGUUGUAUAUGA
Messenger RNA from Dracunculus medinensis (Guinea worm), 225 nucleotides. The record is from the annotation of a GenBank genome assembly. Lineage: Eukaryota; Metazoa; Nematoda; Chromadorea; Rhabditida; Dracunculidae.